Molecule: messenger RNA, 1212 nt
Organism: Scomber scombrus (Atlantic mackerel)
Lineage: Eukaryota; Metazoa; Chordata; Actinopteri; Scombriformes; Scombridae
Product: stonustoxin subunit beta-like
Exons: 3
Coding region: 11-799 (262 amino acids)
Molecular function (GO): protein binding
Source: RefSeq, a predicted model, not a curated record
UGAGUUGAGAAUGUUUUUAAGCUCAUUAGAUGAACUGUUGUGUGUGUUCAGUCUGUCAGGAUGUCUGAUCACAGAGGAAGGCUGUGCUUCUCUGGCCUCAGCUCUGAGCUCCAACCCCUCCCAUCUGAGAGAGCUGGACCUGAGCUACAAUCAUCCAGGAGACUCAGGAGAGAAGCUUCUGUCUGCUGGACUGGAGGAUCCACACUGGAGACUGGACACUCUCAGGAUUGACCAUGGUGGACUGAAGACACUGAAACCUGGUCUGAGGAAGUAUGCCUGUGAACUGGAACUGGAUCCAAACACAAUGAACAGAAAACUCAAACUGUCUGACAACAACAGGAAGGUGACACGUGUGAAGAACGAUCAGUCAUAUCCUGAUCAUCCAGACAGAUUUGAUGUCAGGCCUCAGCUGCUGUGUAGAAAUGUUCUGACUGGUCGCUGUUACUGGGAGGUCGAGUGGAGAGGAAGAGUUGAUAUAUCAGUGAGUUACAGAAGAAUCAGCAGGAAAGGAUACAGUGAUGACUGUGGGUUUGGAAGGAAUGAUCAGUCCUGGAGACUUUACUGCUCUGAUGAUGGUCGUUACUCUGUCUGGCACAAUAAGAGAGAAAAAUAUUCUUCUUCCUCCUCCUCCUCCUCUGUAGCAGUGUAUGUGGACUGUCCUGCUGGCACUCUGUCCUUCUACAGAGUCUCCUCUGACACACUGAUCCACCUCCACACCUUCAACACCACAUUCACUGAAACUCUGUAUGCUGGGUUUGCAGUCUGGUCUGGUUCCUCAGUGUCUCUGCGUCGUCUGUAGGAGGGAGAGUCUCUCCUGUGGACAUAAACUCUGCUGACCGAAGAUCAGCUGCUGAAAUCAAACCUAACACACACUCAGACUCAGCAGAUCUGUCUCAGACUCUCAGAUUUUCCCUCUAAACUUCUCACAUGGUUUAAUUUCAAUAAAACAAAGAUUAGAGAAAAAGUAAAAAAAAACAGAAAACACAUUUGUGUAUCAGAACAAGGCGGGGAGUUCUGGUCCUCUGAAAUGAGGCCAACCAGGAAGUAACUUAAAACUGCAUUCUAUCAAAAGGCCACCAGGGGGCGACCGUUUUGGUGUCAAAAGGACUUCCGUCUCUAUACAAGUCAAUGGAGAAUUCACCAACUUCUCACUUGAUUUCUAACCUCAGUAAACGUUUUCAAAAUGUGUUUAUGGUCUCAAUCGCUAGUUUA